This is a messenger RNA of Dendroctonus ponderosae (mountain pine beetle), 2263 nucleotides long. RefSeq names its product O-glucosyltransferase rumi homolog. The transcript is spliced from 6 exons. Gene Ontology annotation, biological process: positive regulation of Notch signaling pathway; protein O-linked glycosylation. Gene Ontology annotation, cellular component: endomembrane system. The coding region runs from base 95 to 1315 and encodes 406 amino acids. Gene Ontology annotation, molecular function: UDP-glucosyltransferase activity; UDP-xylosyltransferase activity. NCBI's taxonomy places the organism in Eukaryota, Metazoa, Arthropoda, Insecta, Coleoptera, Curculionidae. The record is from RefSeq and is a predicted model, not a curated record.
GAAAAGUCCGGCGAGCCUUGGCAACUGUGUAGGCUAAACUUGCUGACUUGCUGUCAUUGUCAAGACCUAACCUAUAUAAACAAACGAGAGCAAAAUGCCCCCUUUCAGCGUCUUCAAGCCCCGUUUGUGCGUGAUUUUGCUGGUUAUACAGCACGCUGUCCACGUUAAACCUUCGAACGUAUCCGGCAAUAACAGCCCAGACUGCCCGAGUGAGAAAGUCAACAAAUAUUCCAAAGAAGCAAACAGCAAGUAUCUGAAGUAUCUGAACCUGAUUGCGGACGCCCAGCGCGACUACAAGCCCUGCAACCGGGACCGAUGUGGCUGCCAUGCCUCCGUUAUCUCGCAGGACCUGAAAAUGUUCAAGGAAAAGGGGAUUUCCGCCAGUAGCAUCCAGUCGGUGAAGGCAAAGGGCACGAAAUACCAAGUAAUCAACCACAAAGUGUAUCGCGAGCAAAACUGCAUGUUUCCCAGCAGGUGCUCGGGCAUCGAGCACUUUCUACUCGAAGCUGCGCCAGGGCUGCCAGACCUGGAGCUCAUUAUCAACACUAGGGAUUGGCCGCAAAUCCCCAAAAACUACGGCUUUUUCGGUCCAGUGUUUUCCUUCAGCAAAACGAGCGAGUACAACGACAUCAUGUACCCGGCCUGGGCCUUCUGGGAAGGGGGCCCGGCCAUCAGCCUCUACCCAAGGGGAAUUGGACGUUGGGAUGUGCACAGGAAGGAACUGGGAAAGCUGGGCAACUCGUCCAAGUGGGAGGAAAAAAUCCCCAAAGCCUUCUUCAGAGGGUCCAGAACUUGCUCGGAACGGGACGCUUUGAUCUUGCUAUCCCGCGAGAAGCCGGAACUGGCGGACGCCCAGUACACAAAGAAUCAGGCAUGGAAGUCAGAGGCGGACACUCUUCAUGUGGCGCCAGCCCAAGAAGUCUCCUUCGAAGAACACUGCCAGUACAAGUACCUAUUCAACUUCCGCGGAGUGGCUGCAAGUUUUCGCCUCAAACACAUUCUCCUUUGUAAAUCUGUGGUGUUUCACGUGGGUAAUGAGUGGCAGGAGUUCUUCUAUCCAGCUUUGAAGCCCUGGAUUCAUUACAUUCCAGUCGAUUCCAGCGCUUCCAAGGAGCAAUUGCAGGAGCUGAUUGAGUUUGCUUCGCACCAUGACGAUGUGGUUAGGGAAAUAGCGGAGAAUGGCUACAAAAUGAUCUGGAACCAUCUGCGAAUGAAGGACGUUUCGUGCUACUGGCGGAAGCUGCUGAAGAAGUACGCAAGUCUGCAGACUUUUAAGCCAUCAAGGGAUGAAAUGCUGGUGGAAAUUAAGGGGUAGAUUGUCAAGGUGUUAUUUUCUCUUGGUUUAUUUCUUGCAUUUCCUGGGUGUGUUUAUCAGUGGGCUUUAGCCUGGAUCAAUUCAGUUGUUCCUGCUGGUUCUAAAAAUCCACACAUUUGGCCAUUGGAGUCAAACCAAGAUCCUGGAUUGUUCCAAAUCGACUGUUUUGGUUUGCUGCAUUCUGCUUCCAAUGAAGGAGGAAAAGUUACAUUUUCUAGUGGUUUUUUCCAGUUAAGGUUUGGGGUAGUUGAUUUUUCAUCAUUUUCUUCCAUUUCUGCUCCUUUUAGCAGAUGAAUCUACUAAAUAAUGACAAUAACAAUAUCUACUACAAUGUGUCUAAAUAAGUGACAAUAAAAUCUAGUUGUAAGCGUAUAUUUACUGUACAGUGUGUCCGCAAAUGAGGCCAAAGGUUUUUGCAACACUCUGAGUGGUAAAUCUGUUUGUUAUUAUGUAAAAAGCCGCUAGUCCUGGUAUAUUGGAAACUAAGCGAUUGGUGGGCGAUAUUUAUAAUAGAGACAAAAGUCCGCUUGUUGGUCAAAGUGUAGCAGCCGAAAUGUAAAGGCCAGUUUUCGGACAGUCUGUAUAUGAAUAGAGCAAAUAAUUCCCGGUAAAAUGCAGCUGUUUUCAACUGGGGGAAUCAUUCGCCUAUUCUGUUAUAUUAGUCGUACUAAGUUAAGAAUAUUCCUUGAUUGAUAGCCAUUGAUUUAGGCCUAUUUUAAGCGAAUCUCACUGUUUUUAAUAAAAAAUAAAGAAAAUACAAAAAAUGGUUGUCGAGUCUCCAAAACGCGACAAACCUGAUGAAAGAACAACGCCGCUUCUGUAUUUGUGAACUGUUAUAUAUUUUUCAUAAAACCUCGCUUUUCUGCCUGCUAAACGCCAAGAAAGCCAGGAAAGAACAGCGCAGCUUCUGUAUUUGUAAAUUGUUAUAUAUUCUUUUAUAAAACCUCA